AUGGUAUUCAAUGAAAUUUUGACAGUUCGGUGGAGCUGCUUCAAAACACACAGAAAACGGUGAUUCGUGACGGUCGAGCCAGGCAAAUUGAAUCGGCAUCAAAAAUGAUGCUGAGAAGUAUUCUACAGACAGGACGAGCCUCAAUUUUGCAGCCCCUGAUAAAUACAGAGAUCUUUUUAGCUCAACAAACUCGUAAUACAUUCGUGUUCAAAAGACGAUGGGACCCACCGCUGGCAAAGAAGGGUCAUCCAGCACGUAAAUUAAAAUCCCGGCAUUUUGUGUAUGAUUUAAUCGAAGAUGGGAAUAUCAUUAAAAAGCCGGAUAUCGGUGUUAUUCUAACUGAAUAUGUUGAUGGUUUGGGCUACCAAGGUGAUUUGGUCACCGUUCGACCAAACAUGGCCUAUAAUAAACUGUUAUUAACCGGUCUAGCUGUUUAUGAUACACCGGAAAAUCGAGCGAAAUACAAUACAGAGGCGCGACUCCAGGAAGAACGUCGUUCACCGUUCAUUGAACGCACCAUAAAUGUGUUUGGUCAUCGAUUGGUUUCAGUGUGCAUGAACAAAUUCACACCAUGGAUUAUUGAACCGUGGCACAUUCGAGUGUCAAUGCGCAAGGCAGGACUUUACGUUUUGGAUGAUUCACAAAUUGAGCUACCACCAACACCAAUCACCGGUCCUGAUCCGGCCAAAGAGAAUAAAAUAUUUUCCGUUACUGUGACGAUUAACAAAACAGAAAAAGCACAAGUGCAAUGUCGAGUGCAUCAUGUUUGUGUCGAUCCAAGGCUACGAGAUCCAUACGUUCCCGAAUGGUGGAAACAACCAACCGAACCAUUAUUCCCAAAUGAAGAUGGACAAAAGCCAGCCGAUAGCAACAAUCAAACAAAGCCUGAACAUCCAGCAAUGAACUAAUAACACUUCAAAUAAAUCGUUAUAGUCAAAUGUCGAGAAAAGAGAGAACAAUUAUGAAAAUAAAAUGAAAUACACACAUACAGAUUUUAAAUAAUACAUAAA
Messenger RNA from Sitodiplosis mosellana (orange wheat blossom midge), 1010 nucleotides. RefSeq names its product 39S ribosomal protein L9, mitochondrial (gene mRpL9). The coding region runs from base 105 to 908 and encodes 267 amino acids. Lineage: Eukaryota; Metazoa; Arthropoda; Insecta; Diptera; Cecidomyiidae. The transcript has 2 exons. Gene Ontology annotation, cellular component: ribosome; mitochondrion. Gene Ontology annotation, biological process: translation. The record is from RefSeq and is a predicted model, not a curated record. Gene Ontology annotation, molecular function: structural constituent of ribosome.